Messenger RNA from Bipolaris oryzae ATCC 44560, 948 nucleotides. RefSeq lists its product as uncharacterized. Gene Ontology annotation, biological process: CDP biosynthetic process; 'de novo' pyrimidine nucleobase biosynthetic process; UDP biosynthetic process. The record is from RefSeq and is a predicted model, not a curated record. NCBI's taxonomy places the organism in Eukaryota, Fungi, Ascomycota, Dothideomycetes, Pleosporales, Pleosporaceae. Gene Ontology annotation, cellular component: cytoplasm; nucleus. Gene Ontology annotation, molecular function: ATP binding; UMP kinase activity. The transcript has 3 exons. Bases 1 to 948 code for a protein of 315 amino acids.
AUGUCUUGGUCACUCUUCCGCCCACGUAUCCUCUUCCGUCAACCCCAAUUCCUUGCCAGCCGUGCCUUAAGCACCUCCCGACCGCACGCAUCCCGCCUCCGCCAGCCAGGUGAACCCACAGGCCCCAACGAGCCUCCAGCCCACAUCUCUGCCCCGUCAUCCAAGUCGCCCCUCAAGGUCUGGCCCAUUGUCGCCAUCUUCGCAACAGGCACAUUUUUGUUCAAGAAGAUAGUCGACGACCGCAAGGGCGAAGGUUACCAGCCAAAAGGACCCAUUCAAGGCCAUUCACCAAGUGGUAAGGGACAAACCGACAUUGGCGCGCGUACCUCUCCUCUGUGGUCCAAGGAUGAUGUAACAGUGCUCUUUGUCCUUGGCGGUCCUGGUGCUGGAAAGGGCACGCAGUGCCAGAAGCUUGUUAACGACUAUGGCUUCAAGCAUCUUUCUGCUGGUGACCUUCUGCGUGAGGAGCAGGAUCGAGAAGGCAGCCAGUUUGGCGAGAUGAUCAAGACGUACAUCAAGGAAGGUACUAUUGUACCUAUGGAGGUGACGGUCAAGCUGCUCGAGAAUGCCAUGCGCAGUAGCAUGGAGAGUGGCGAGAAUGACAAAAAGCUGUUUUUGAUCGAUGGAUUCCCACGUAAGCUUGACCAGGCUCAUGCAUUUGAGCGUGCGGUGUGCCCGUCCAAGUUCACCCUCUUUUUCGAGUGCUCCGAGGGUGUCAUGGAGAAGCGACUGCUGCACCGGGGCGAGACUUCGGGCCGGGCAGACGACAACCCAGAGAGCAUCAGGAAGCGGUUCAGGACUUUUGUCGAGACGAGCAUGCCGGUGGUAAACGAGUUCGAAUCUCAGGGCAGGGUCGUCAAGGUCAACGCUGAGCAGGAACCCGAUGCCGUGUACAGGGAUGUGCAGGCAAAACUCAAGGAGCGCGGUGUGGAGCCUAUCAGCCGCUAG